Molecule: messenger RNA, 672 nt
Organism: Hibiscus syriacus
Lineage: Eukaryota; Viridiplantae; Streptophyta; Magnoliopsida; Malvales; Malvaceae
Exons: 2
Coding region: 1-672 (223 amino acids)
Source: RefSeq, a predicted model, not a curated record
AUGGCAACCACCACUGAAACCACAGUUAGCUUGAAGCUUCUGAUAGAUUCAAAAGGGCAAAGGGUUCUAUAUGUUGAAGCUGGUAAAGAUUUUGUUGAUUUUCUAUUUAACAUAUUGUUAUUGCCGGUUGGAACUGUUACAAGGCUGCUAACAAAGCAAGGCAUGGUUGGAUGCCUUGGGAACCUUUACCAGAGCGUUGAGAACCUGGGUGAUGCAUACAUUCAGCCCACAACAAACAGGGACACCUUGCUGAAACCAACAUGUUCUUCAAACCUGGCAACCAAUGGUCCUCUCUUGUUGCCUAACAUCCACUCAUCAACACCACAAGGAUUAUAUCGAUGUUCAUAUCAGUAUGGUACCAAUUGUCGUUCGUAUUAUACAAAUGACGCCACAACUGCUUGCCCAUCUUGCAGCAAUGCCAUGAACACCCUUGCAACAUUUGUGAACUCCAAAAAUAAGGUUUCAACUGCAUCAUCUGCAACAAAUGAGGGUGGUUAUGUGAAAGGGGUCGUUACAUAUACGAUUUUAGAUUAUCUGACAGUCACACCGAUGUCAACUAUUUCAAGCAUAACUAUGCUCAAUAAGUUCAACGUCAAACAAGUUGAUGCUUUGGAAGAGAGUUGGUGUGGAGCUAUUGAAGGCAUCGAUGCAGUCCAAGACGGUGCUCACUGA